Messenger RNA from Gymnodraco acuticeps, 870 nucleotides. RefSeq names its product PRKR-interacting protein 1 homolog. Gene Ontology annotation, biological process: negative regulation of protein kinase activity. Gene Ontology annotation, molecular function: protein kinase binding; protein kinase inhibitor activity; double-stranded RNA binding. Bases 343 to 669 code for a protein of 108 amino acids. Gene Ontology annotation, cellular component: nucleolus. Lineage: Eukaryota; Metazoa; Chordata; Actinopteri; Perciformes; Bathydraconidae. The record is from RefSeq and is a predicted model, not a curated record. The transcript has a single exon.
CUUGCUUGGUCGGGCCGCUCAAUUGUCAGCCUCACAAUUGGUGUCAGAAGUGGGAUUUGACCAAGUGAGGAGGUGAGAGUGAUGGAGGAACUGCGGGAGAUGAUGAGGUCACUCCUGCAGCUUCAGGCAGCCGGUGAGCAGCAGUUCGCACAGGAAGAGGAACGGAGACUCCGGAGGGAAGACGGCAGAUUGGCUGGAGGCUCGACGGGCGCUGGCUCUGCCGCUGAGGCAUCAGAGAUCCUGGCGGAGAACCGGAGAUUGGUGCAAGAGCAUAAAGAGGAGUAGCUCCGGUUACAGAGGGAAGAAGAGAGGAAGGCAGAAGCAUCGAGAACGGUUGGAAAGAUGGCGGCGCACACGCAGAAGAAUAACAAGCCAAGGAAACCUGGAGGAAAGGAGUCGUCGCAGCCUUUGAUAAUUGCCAAAACUCCAGAGUUCGUCCGGGAUGUGAUGGGUUCCGGCGCCGGUGCGGGCAGCGGGGAGUUCCACGUUUGCCGGCACCUCCGACGCGGGGAGUACCAAGGGCGGGACUUUCUGGACAGGAUGUCGGGGAAAGUGAAUGAGGACAUCGAGUGUCUCGAUGAAGUGGAGCUGAGCAAACGGGCGGCCGGUGAUGGAGCAGCGGGGCGCGGGAGGAAGCGAAAAAGACUGAGGCGCAAGAUGCGGAUGUGAGCUCUUUAGAACGACAUAUUAUUUCACAAAUGUUUGUAAAGGCAGACUGCAUAGCUAGGUGCUUGAUUGUAUACACCUGUGGCCAUUGGACUGAAUUAAACACCUGCAUUCAAUUAAUAAGAGUGGUCCAAUACUUUUGUCCAUUUUGUGUAUAUCAUGUGACCUGGGAUCAUCACGAUGGAUGUUUUAAGAAACUGUAUA